GAUAUGAUUAAUACUCAAGUGAAUAACCAAGGGACUAUUUUCCUACUCGUGCCUCGUCUGCUGUUAUAUUGUGGUAUAAAAUCAUGUCGCAAGAUAGAGCUAGUUGAAAACUUAACCCUAAAAAAUCGUCUUUUUUGAGUAGCUUGUCGUUCCAUUUCAGUUUUCAUGUAUUACAUGAAUAAUAGAAAUUGCCAAAAUGACACCGAAAAUUUUAAUAUUAUACGGAAGUGAAACUGGAACGGCUCAGGACGUGGCAGAACAAAUUUGGAGAGAUGCCAAGAGAACUGGUGUGGACUGUACUGUAAUUUCAAUGGAUGAUUAUGAUAUAAAAAAUUUGAUUUUUGAACGAAUAGUUAUAUUCGUUGUCGCCACAGCUGGUCAAGGUGACCCACCUACAAAUAUGAAAAAAUUUUGGCGCUUUUUACUGAGGAAAAACUUACCAGCAAACUCGUUGCACAACAUGUAUUACGGGGUAUUAGGACUGGGAGAUAGUUCCUAUGUCAAGUACAACUUUGCUGCGAAAAAAUUAAGUAAAAGACUAGCUCAGUUAAGUGGAACAGAAAUUCUAUCCACCGGAUUGGCCGACGAUCAACACGAUCUUGGUAUUGAUGCUGUCACAGUACCGUGGAUCGCAGAAUUAUGGACUAAUUUAUCUACAUUAUUUGAUAUUCCUACAAGAAUUCCAAUGAAUGAUAAAAAUGACAUAAUCACCAAAUUUAAUGUCUGUGUCAUUGAUAAUUGCAGCUCCGUUACUGCAGAAGAUGCGCAGUCAUGCAACGAUAUAUAUAGACACGAAUUAUGCAUGAAUGAUAAUACCAUCAAUGUUGGUAGAAUUAUUGAAACUACUAGAACAACUUCAAUCGACCAUUUUCAGGAUGUUAGAUUACUGAAAUUUCAUGUCGAAAAUGCCAAGUAUGAAUCUGGGGAUGUUGUUUACCUGCGGCCAAAGAACUCUGCUGAAAAAGUACAACAGUUUUUUGAUGUAUUAAAAAAUAAUAGAGUUUAUUUACAUCAGAAUACAACUGUCAUUGUAAAUCCUUCAGAAAUUCAAAUUCCCAGUGUGUUGAGGCAAAAAUUAACUCUGGGACAAAUCGUGGGACAAUAUUGGGAUUUGAAUUAUAAGCCAAGAAAAUAUGUGAUGGAGAUCUUAAGUCUAAUAACUGAAAGUGAAUUAGAGAAGGAGAAAUUGAUAGAAUUCACCACACCCAAUGGGCAAGAAGAAUUGUACAACUAUGUUAAUAGGCCUAGACGAAAUAUUGUUGAAGUUCUAAAUGACUUUCCAAAUGCCACAAAGAACUUGAAUAUUCAAUUAUUAUUCGAGAUUAUGAGCCCAAUAAAACCAAGAGCAUUCAGCAUUGCAUCUAGCUUGAAACACACGCCAAAUGAAAUUGAUAUUUUGGUCGCUGUUGUGAAGUACAAAACGAAACUUGUUGAGCCUAGGCUGGGUUUGUGCUCAAAUUGGCUUGCCAGUUUGAACCUAGGCGACGAAACCACGCUUUGGGUUCAAAAAGGAACUUUUAACUUCAAUUACUCUAAACCAACCAUUUUGAUUGGCCCUGGCACUGGUAUUGCACCAUUCAGAGCAUUUCUAUUAGAAAAAAAAAGCAUGACAAACGACUUAUCGGACUGUCUCCUUUUUUUUGGAUGCAGAAACCAACUUAAGGAUUACCACUGUAAAAAAGAUUUCGAAUUGAUGAUAGAAAGUAGCAACUUGAAAAUGUUUUGUGCGUUCUCAAGAGAUCAUGAUCAUAAAAUAUACGUCCAGCACAAAAUACGCGAGCAUGGGAAUAUUUGUUGGCAAUUCCUUGAAAACGAGGCAAAUAUUUAUUUAGCUGGCACUGUACCAGUACGACUUUCUCCAGGAUGGGAGGGUACGGGUAGGCCUGAGGAUGAGUUAAAUUUUAAAGGAGUUACUAUGGACCAAGCAGACCUUGAAAUGAAUCCACCAGCGGAUAGGUGGAAUUGGGUUGCCAUAGUAUUUUUAUUACAUGGAAUUGGUAGCUUGAUGCCGUGGAAUAUGUUCAUUACUGCCAAACUUUACUUCACUGACCACAAGUUUUCAACGAAUUACACAGGCUACAAUUCGAACUACGCCACGGAUUAUGAAACUUAUUCACCAGUUGCUGCACAAGUUCCAAAUUUAAUUUUCAAUUGGUUGACUCUAUUUAUUCAACUAGGGGACAAUUUAACAGCACGAAUUGUAUGGGGACUCUUGAUACAAGUCGCAAUGUUUGUGCUGACAGUCAUUUUAGCAAUGACAGAUAGCUCUGCCUGGCCUGGUCUAUUCUUUUGGAUUACCAUGAUCUCUAUUGUUGCUUUGAACACUGGUAGCGGUAUAUAUCAGAAUUCAGUUUAUGGAAUGGCUGCAAAACUGCCUACCAAGUACACAGGAAUGGUUGUUUUGGGUUCUAAUAUUAGUGGUACUGUUAUUGCUAUAAUUGAUUUAGUAUCCAGUAUGAUGGCUCCGAACAAACGUACCGCAGCAAUAUACUAUUUCAUAACAGCUCUACUAGUUCUUUUGGCUUGUUUUGAUACAUAUUUUGCUUUGCCCUUGAAUAGAUUUUAUCGUCAUCACGAACUGAUAAACCAAAAAGCAGCCAACAGAAAAGCUUUAAAUGAUAGUAUAAGAGGACAGACUUCGAGACCACCGUACUGGGAAAUAUUUAAAAAAUGUUGUCCACAAUGCUUCAAUGUGUUCUUUGUCUUCUUUGUUACACUCUCAAUAUUUCCUCGUGUCCAAUCUGACAUUAAACCGAAUUCAGACGAUUUCAUCAUCGGAAAGACAUAUUAUAUGAACAUCAUGUGUUUCAUGACAUUCAAUGUAACGGCAAUGAUUGGGAGCUUGAUCGCUUCAAUUUUGCAAUGGCCCUGGAGGAAAUACCUUGUCAUUCCUAUUCUUCUCAGAGUGCUAUACAUACCGCUAUUUUUAUUAUGCAACUACCAGCUUGAGUCAGCUGUCAGGACAAUCCCAGUUUUAAUUAAUGAUGAUACAGCUUAUUGGUUGAUAGCCAUGACAAUGGGGCUAACCAGCGGCUAUUUUUCAUCAGCUGCUAUGAUGCACUGUCCAAGAACGGUAGAGUCCCAGCAUCAAGCAACUGCAGGUAUGUUUGGUGCUGCAUUUCUAAUAACUGGUAUUGUCGCAGGUCUCUUAUUUGCAGGAGUAAUGCCUUCGAUAGUUUCCAGUUCAAUUUUUCAGUAAACUUUUUACAUACAAUUGAAUUCUAUCGAUUUUUCGGUGAUGUAUAGUCUUCUUACGGAAGUACCAAAUGUACAAUACAGUCAAACAGAUGUAAAGACAGAAAUAUCAUAUAACGAAGGUUUGAAAGUGCUACUGAUAUUCGUGGACUUGAAUUUAGUUGAAACAGUAUUCCCUUUGAAUAGAAAAUCCUUUAAAAGAUCAUUAAUCUCAAUACGAAAGCAUAAUUAUUGACGUCUUUAAGGAGAUUCCCAGUGUUAAAUAGUUUUUACGAAUCGCAUCGUUUAAACGAUGUUAAUUAACUACUGCUCAUUUUGAUCGUAAAUAAAUUCUCUACUAAUCAACAAAGUUACAUUUUGUAUUUGUCUUCUCAGUUGAUCAAGAAACAUGAUUAGUAAAAUCAUUAUAAGUGAUGAAUAGUAAUUCAAUGCUUUAAUAAAAACAAAACAACUCAAAAACAUAAACACUCCAGCGUUAUCCAAAAUAUUAUUUUGUAGAUUUGUAGAGAAUUCAUUUAUGAACAAAAUGAGCCGUAGUUUAUAAAAAUCGACCAAACCAUGCGACUAGAAUGAAUGAGAAUAGAAUCUCUCAAAAAUCAUUAAUAAUUAUUCUAUUGUAACUGAACUUCACGGGUUUAAAAUUUUUUUCUGUCUUGAGGUAUAUUGUUUCAACUAAAUAUAACUCGAUUGACUUCGGUUUUAUUUUUGAACCAUCGUUAUAUUAUAUUUCUGUCUAUACAGCUUCUUGACUGGACUGUUCGUUUAAUACAUCCUUUAGAGUGGAAUACUUCCAAUGCGAUUCACA
Diprion similis is the source of this 4000-nucleotide messenger RNA. Its product is annotated as NADPH-dependent diflavin oxidoreductase 1-like. Gene Ontology annotation, molecular function: FMN binding; nucleoside transmembrane transporter activity; flavin adenine dinucleotide binding. Gene Ontology annotation, biological process: nucleoside transmembrane transport. The transcript has 12 exons. Lineage: Eukaryota; Metazoa; Arthropoda; Insecta; Hymenoptera; Diprionidae. The record is from RefSeq and is a predicted model, not a curated record. The coding region runs from base 197 to 3199 and encodes 1000 amino acids. Gene Ontology annotation, cellular component: membrane; cytosol.